This is a messenger RNA of Centruroides sculpturatus (bark scorpion), 1143 nucleotides long. RefSeq lists its product as uncharacterized. Gene Ontology annotation, cellular component: mitochondrial inner membrane. Gene Ontology annotation, biological process: lipid homeostasis; mitochondrion organization. The record is from RefSeq and is a predicted model, not a curated record. NCBI's taxonomy places the organism in Eukaryota, Metazoa, Arthropoda, Arachnida, Scorpiones, Buthidae. The transcript has 5 exons. Bases 196 to 954 code for a protein of 252 amino acids.
ACAGUUUUCCAAUGUUACAAUGUACUGUACAUUAUAAUGCUCUUGGAUAAUAAUUAACAUAAUUACAGUAAUGUAAAAUGGUAUAAUUCUUUUCUGGAAGAUUCUUUAUAUUUAUCAAAUUUUAAUUUUAGUAUUUGUCUUGAUUACUAGGUUCCACAAGUCUUUUGGGAAUUUUCAUCACCUAGAGUAUUAACUAUGGAAUAUUGUGAAGGAGGUCAAGUUAAUGAUAAAAAUUAUUUAAAGGAAAAUCAUAUUUCAUCUACUCAGAUAUUUCAACAACUUGGAGAAUUAUAUAGUGAAAUGAUAUUUGUGAAAGGUUAUGUACACUGUGAUCCUCAUCCUGGCAACAUUCUUGUUCAAAAGAAAUCUAAAGAUGUUGAUAUCAUACUUCUAGAUCAUGGGCUAUAUUCUAAAUUAUCAGACCAGUUCCGUCUACAAUAUUCAAAUCUAUGGAUGAGUCUCCUAUCUGCUGAUGUUGAAGGAAUUAAACACUGGGCAAAAGCUUUAGGUGUUGAAGAAUAUGGUCUUCUGGCUUGUAUCAUGACUGCACGGUCAUGGAAAGCAAUACAAGAGGGAAUUAAUCGGAAACAGAAGACAAUGGAAGAGAGCAAUGAAGUACGUCAUCAUGCUGCUGCAUUAAUGCCAGAGAUUGCAAAAUUGUUAGGUAAAGUACCUCGAGAAAUGCUGCUUAUGUUCAAAACAAAUGAUCUUCUAAGAGGAAUAGAAACUAAAUUAGGUGCACAUGGACCAAUGUCUUUCAUUAGUAUGACUCGUUGCUGCAUUCGCGCAAUAGGAGCCGAACAGGUAAAGAGAUGCUUGAACUGGUGGUGUUCAGCUCGCGUAUACUUGUGGAUGCAGUGGCAGCAGACUAAGAUUACGGUGUACACGUUAUUCUUGCAAAUUCAAAAUUUAUGUCAAAAUGUACCUCUUCUAAAUAGGAUUGUAGCUUAUUAAUUAAUUAAUUUUUUUUAAUAAUACUUAAAAAAUUUGGAAUAUAUUUAUACAGGAAAGCAAAUAAGAUUCUUCUUAUUAAUCAUUAGAAAAUAUGCAAUCAACUUGUUUUGUUAAAUGUGCAAUAAGUUUAUUAAUAAGGCCUUAACAUGUUAUGAAGUUUUCAUUGCAAAUGAUGACAUUUUUUAUUAC